Molecule: messenger RNA, 1355 nt
Organism: Arabidopsis lyrata subsp. lyrata
Lineage: Eukaryota; Viridiplantae; Streptophyta; Magnoliopsida; Brassicales; Brassicaceae
Exons: 2
Coding region: 626-1171 (181 amino acids)
Molecular function (GO): enzyme inhibitor activity
Source: RefSeq, a predicted model, not a curated record
AGGAGGAUUCUCAUCGCUCCAAGGCUGAUCGGUGGUGGCUAAUCGGAAUUUCAGCGGUGUUCGACGAAAUUGACGGUGGUACUCGAUGACUUGACGUGUAAUGUUGGGAAGAACACGUCUUCCACACGUGUCAACAGCUAAAUCAUAUUCGCAUUAAUAUUUAUCUUUUAUUAAAGUAUGAUUUAGUUUUGGGCAUGGGCUGUUAUUUCGUUUGUAAUCCUCUGUGUUGGACCUUCUGUAAUCUGCCCUUUUGGGCUUUAUCAAUGAAAUCAAAUGGCCAACAAAAAAAAACUCAAAUCCACUGUAUAAAGGUUGCUGGUAAAAUCUUAAAUAAUAAUAUAUACAUUUUUUGUUUAGAAAAGAUAUAUGGGCCUAUAGUAGUUUGAUUUUUUGAGUAUUAUCAACCCAUUUAGAGAAUUAUUAUGAAACUUUUUUGCUGAAUUGUUUCUUUACUAUAGAUGCUAAAUAAUGAGGAAAAAUAGAUAUUGGUCAGAUUUCUUUCUUUACUAUAGAUGCUAACAAAUCAUGAUAAACAAAAAUUUCUGUCAAUCGCUUUGCAAGGUAUAAAGUAAAUGAAAGAACAUCAAAAAGUAAAUUCACAAUUUGUAUACAAUUAGUAGAGGAAAUGGUUUCAUUCUCUGAUUGUUUCUUCGUUCUUCAAGUGGCUUUUUUGUUACAAUUUCUCGUAGUCUCAUCUUCGACCUUGAACUCCACAAAAUACAUCGAUAAAUUAUGCGAGAUGCCAUCCAUCGACGACAAAGCCUUUUGUUUGCAAACGUUGAGCGCAUAUCCUCUUGCCGCUUCUGCCACUGGCUUGCUCCCACUUGCGGAAGUCGUGAUCCGCGGCAUUGACAUACCCUAUGCCAAGUUGUUGGUGAAAUCUGCAGACAGAGCAGCAGAAAAGGUACCGGCUCUGAAGGAACAGUUCAAGGCGUGCCGAGAUGCCUACUUUCUUAUAGUAAUGUCUCUCAAGAGUGCUGCUUCAGAACUCAAGAUAUCUCCAGAAACCGCUAACUAUGAUGCUAUGGUUUGUUUCGACCAAACAACCCUAGUGCAGAAAUUGAUCGGGAAAAACAAAGACUUGACUUCGAAGAGUCUCAUGGAGAUGACAUUGCGUAUGGAUAAGCUCAUUCGUCUCGCUAUUGGAGCCACCGAAGUUGUUGGAGGAUGAAGACAAAAGAUGAGAACAUAUACCAUUAUGCUUGUCUCAAUAUAUGAUUGAAGACUAUUUUAAUAUAUGAUGUGUAUCGUUCCAAUUUUAUUGGAUGUCCGGAAAGGACAAAUAUAUGAUCUAAUUACAAAAAUAUUCAACCUCUUUUUUAUUGCAAAUUUUGAAAAGUACUUAAUUCUGCCAA